AUCAAAUGCAUUAACUCUCCGGAAUGGUCAGAUUUCCACUUGGACAUGUUGUCCUUCCCGAGAUUUUGCAUUAACCCUCCGGAAUGGCCAGUUAUGUACUUGGAUGCCUUGCCGAAAUUUAAGACAAUCGUCGAAUCAAUGCUCAUCUACAAGUGUGAUUUACCGACUAACAACAGUUUAGGCGAAAUCACGCAAACGCUAGGAAUCACCCGCGUGAAAAAGCUGGUCUUUCAAUCGUACAAGAAUUUGAGCUUCGCCCUGGUCAAGCAUCAUUUGGAUGACCUUAAAAAUUUGAAGUCUCUGUCCUUACCGAACAACAAUUUGUCCUACGCAGAUAAAGAUCUAUUAGCUGGUCUAGUCAACUUAACCGACCUCAACUUGCGCGACAACAAUUUACACCAAGUCACAGGAUUUUUCAACUACACUCCCGGACUGCAGUUUCUCGAAUUGGGCGACAAUGCUCUGCAAUCGAUAGAACCAGGCACAUUCGACAAUCUGAAAAAUCUGUUAAUUCUCAAAUUAUCG
This is a messenger RNA of Temnothorax curvispinosus, 525 nucleotides long. RefSeq names its product platelet glycoprotein V-like. The record is from RefSeq and is a predicted model, not a curated record. Gene Ontology annotation, molecular function: transmembrane transporter binding; voltage-gated potassium channel activity; potassium channel activator activity. The annotation marks the transcript as partial. Gene Ontology annotation, cellular component: voltage-gated potassium channel complex. The transcript has a single exon. NCBI's taxonomy places the organism in Eukaryota, Metazoa, Arthropoda, Insecta, Hymenoptera, Formicidae.